Lingula anatina is the source of this 987-nucleotide messenger RNA. RefSeq names its product Golgi-specific brefeldin A-resistance guanine nucleotide exchange factor 1-like. NCBI's taxonomy places the organism in Eukaryota, Metazoa, Brachiopoda, Lingulata, Lingulida, Lingulidae. The record is from RefSeq and is a predicted model, not a curated record. Gene Ontology annotation, molecular function: guanyl-nucleotide exchange factor activity. Gene Ontology annotation, biological process: regulation of ARF protein signal transduction.
AUGGCAGAUCAAACUGAUUCGGGUCCACGCCCCGAGGACCCAGAAAGACAAGAAGAUUUAGACGAACUGGAACCUAAUGUGUAUUUGAGUCCAUUUUUGGAAGUGAUUCGCUCCGAAGACACCACUGGGCCUAUAACAGGGCUUGCACUCACUUCUAUCAACAAAUUUCUAUCAUAUGGACUUUUAGAUCCUUGUUGUGAUACAGCCCCUGCUGCCAUAGAGAAUAUAGCUGAUGCUGUAACCCAUGCACGCUUCGUAGGAACUGACCCAGGAUCUGACGAAGUGGUACUCAUGAAAAUAUUACAUGUGUUGCGGACACUGCUACUGACCGCUGCUGGGGCUCAGCUGACCAAUGAGUCUGUCUGUGAGAUAAUGCAGUCAUGUUUCAGAAUAUGUUUUGAGAUGAGACUGAGUGAGCUGUUACGUAAGUCAGCUGAACACACACUUAUGGACAUGGUUCAGCUCCUGUUCUCUAGACUUCCUCAGUUCAAAGAAGAUGCUAAAUGGGCUCUGGGGAUGAAGAGGCUAAAAAUGAGAGCAGGUGUGAUAGAGACGCGAUACAAAAAGAAGCGUUCUCCAAAGACAAAAAGAAAAAGAUCAGCAGUCCAAGCAGUAGGUGGUAAUCAGCUGGCAGCAACCACUGUACCAGAAUUAGAUGAUUCACCAAAAGAAGGUGGCACAGAAGCUGUUUCUGACCAGGCUGCACAAAGUGCGACAGCAACAGCUCUGGAAGAUGAAGAAGCCAUGUUUGAACAGCAUGCUACCAUAGCCACCACACCAGUGGCUGGAGGAAUGAACAUGGUGGACAUACACGAGGGGUUUCAGAGAAAGAAGAGGUAUGAGAAACAACUGAACCAGAUUGAUGGGACACUCUCAACCAUAGAAUUCCAGCGGGAGGCCUUGGAAAAUGCCAGUACUAACACAGAGGUUCUCAAAGUAAUGGGGACAGCAGCAAAGGCUCUGAAGGGUGCCCAUAAUGACCUGUAA